CUCCUCGCCAGACCGCGCGUGGCUCCGCCGGCGGUGGUCGAGAGACGCCACCCACUCCGCUGGCCCUCUUGUCAAAAUCAGAAGCACUAGCACUGACACUGAGCGUGGGAGGAGGGAUGUGAGAUGGCGAAAACCUGAUGCAUGGAUGACGUCGAGGAGAAGGAGGAGGGGACAGCGCCAGCGGUGGCUGCCCCCACUAUGACGCGAUAAGUCGGUCUGGUCGGCAUUUUUCUGCAGAUACAACUUUGGUGAGUAACCACCUUCAGUCUCACCCUCUUCCCAUAAAUAUAAUAAGAGCGUUCGGCGUAGCAUCAACUUAUUCUACCUAAACACCAACACCCUCGGUCGGCUUUCAGACACAGCAGCAGCUCCCAAGUCAAGGGUAGAGAGAGGGAGAGCCGCAAUGGGGAAGGGCGUUGAAGGGGGGACGACGGAUAUGGGCGGGAGGGAUUACGCGGACCCUCCGCCUGCCCCGCUCAUCGACGCCGAGGAGCUGACCAGAUGGUCCUUGUACCGGGCGCUCAUCGCCGAGUUCAUCGCCACGCUCCUCUUCCUCUACAUUACGGUGGCCACCGUAAUAGGGUACAAACACCAGGCGGCCACAUCAACCGAUCCCUGUGCCGGCGUUGGCAUUCUGGGUAUCGCCUGGGCCUUCGGCGGCAUGAUUUUCAUCCUCGUCUACUGCACCGCCGGCAUAUCAGGGGGACACAUAAACCCGGCGGUCACCUUCGGUCUCUUGCUGGCGAGGAAGGUCUCCUUGGUCAGGGCGGUGAUGUACAUGGUGGCUCAGUGCCUAGGUGCGAUCUGCGGUGUUGGUCUGGUGAAGGGCUUCCAGUCUGCCAACUACGUCCGCUACGGCGGUGGCGCCAACGGUCUCGCGUCCGGCGUCUCCAGGGGCGUCGGAGUUGCUGCGGAGAUCAUCGGAACCUUUGUGCUGGUCUACACCGUCUUCUCCGCCACCGACCCCAAGCGAAACGCGCGCGACUCCCACGUUCCAGUGCUGGCGCCGCUGCCCAUUGGGUUCGCCGUCUUCAUGGUUCAUCUGGCCACCAUCCCCCUGACGGGAACAGGCAUUAACCCCGCUCGCAGCUUGGGGGCUGCCGUCAUCUACAAUCACGAGGAGACUUGGCGUGUUCAUUGGAUCUUCUGGGCGGGACCAUUCGCCGGAGCCGCCAUAGCUGCUGCUUAUCACCAGCACAUCCUAAGGGCCUCUGCCAGGGCUAUGGGCUCGUUCCGCAGCAACCCUAAUUAACGACUGGGCUCUCUCUCUCUCUGCGCGUGCACGAGAGGCACGAUUCACUGUCAAAACUUGGGGUUCACAGUAUGAAAUAAAAUGCUUCUGCUGCUUAA
Nymphaea colorata (pocket water lily) is the source of this 1350-nucleotide messenger RNA. Its product is annotated as aquaporin PIP2-5-like. The record is from RefSeq and is a predicted model, not a curated record. Gene Ontology annotation, biological process: transmembrane transport. Lineage: Eukaryota; Viridiplantae; Streptophyta; Magnoliopsida; Nymphaeales; Nymphaeaceae. The transcript is spliced from 4 exons. The coding region runs from base 404 to 1252 and encodes 282 amino acids. Gene Ontology annotation, cellular component: plasma membrane. Gene Ontology annotation, molecular function: water channel activity.